Diospyros lotus (date-plum) is the source of this 1479-nucleotide messenger RNA. RefSeq names its product NAC domain-containing protein 72-like. The coding region runs from base 115 to 1146 and encodes 343 amino acids. The transcript has 3 exons. Lineage: Eukaryota; Viridiplantae; Streptophyta; Magnoliopsida; Ericales; Ebenaceae. The record is from RefSeq and is a predicted model, not a curated record. Gene Ontology annotation, molecular function: DNA binding. Gene Ontology annotation, biological process: regulation of DNA-templated transcription.
GGUUCGGACAAAUAACAAAAGAAAAGAGAGAAAAUAAAUAAUUUAGACAAUUUUCCGUCUCUUUCUUCGCUUUCUGAAUCUCACUUUUUCUGCUUAGAAAAUCAUCCUGGGAAAAUGGGAUUGCCGGUGUCAGACCCGCUUUCGCAGCUGAGCUUGCCGCCGGGUUUCCGGUUCUACCCGACCGAUGAAGAGCUUAUGGUUCAGUAUCUAUGCCGUAAAGUCGCCGGCCACCACUUCUCUCUGCAGAUAAUCGGAGAUAUCGAUUUGUACAAAUUCGACCCGUGGGAUUUGCCAAGUAAAGCAAUAUUCGGAGAGAAAGAAUGGUACUUUUUCAGCCCAAGAGACCGGAAAUACCCGAACGGGUCGCGACCUAACCGGGUUGCCGGUUCAGGGUACUGGAAAGCCACCGGAACAGAUAAGGUGAUAACUACGCAAGGAAGAAGGGUUGGAAUCAAGAAAGCUCUGGUUUUCUAUGUGGGUAAAGCUCCGAAAGGAACAAAGACGAAUUGGAUCAUGCAUGAAUAUAGACUCUCCGAGCCGUCGAGAAAAAAUGGAAGCACAAAGUUGGAUGAUUGGGUUCUGUGUCGCAUCUACAAGAAAAGCUCCGGCGCCCAAAAACCCAUUCCCGGCGCUCAGGCCAGAGAGUACAGCCACGGCUCCUCGUCGUCGUCGUCGUCUCAGUUCGACGACAUGCUGGAGUCGUUGCCGGAUAUCAACGACCGGUACUUCGCCCUGCCUAGGAUGAACUCGCUGAGAACUACACAACAGGAGGAGAAGCUUAACCUUCAGAACCUGAGCUCCGGCAACUUCGACUGGGCGAGCCUCGCCGGAGUUGGAACGAUGCCAGAAUUAGGCCCGGGCGGGGGCGGCUGCCAAGUUUCAGCUCAUCAAACUCAGGGACACCUCAUCAGCAACAACAAUACCAGCCAUGACAUGUACGUCCCUUCCAUCCCACAAGCGUGCCUCGUGGAGCUGCCACGUCAGAAGUUCGGCAGGGCUGUAGAGGAGGAGGUUCAAAGCGGGCCCGGAACCCAGCGGGUUGAGAACUCGGCCUACAACUCGAACGCGUUCGCUCAGGGUUUGUUCAACUCGCACGACCCGUUCGGCAUUGAAUACCCGGCAGGACAAUUCGGGUUUCGGCAGUGAAGAUAGAAAAAGAGAGAAAUAAAGCACUGAAGGGCGUGUGUGUAAAUAUCUGGAAUUCUUUUGGCUAACAUUUUGGCAUUAGAUUUCGGAGAAUGGAACAGUGGGGCAUGGACAGGGUGAUGGUGAUGGAGCUGGCAACUCAAAAGGCAAAUUAAAUUAAUUGAUUUGGCUGUGGGUUUGGUACAUAAUUUAAUGUACACAAGACAUUGGGUAUACUAUAGUUUAAUUAGUGAUCAAAUUUGCACAUUAGUUGGCAUUUGAAUAGGGGUUUUAGAGCUUCAGUAUUGCGCACUAAUCGGUCAUGAUUAUGAAACUUACACUUUUGUUUGGUCU